CGGGCUAUAUCCCAUUCACCACGUUCUUAUCCGUGGUGAAAUGGAAGACGAGGAAGAACGACUCGGAAUGUUGAGAAGUCUUAUAGAAGCCGGGGCUGACAUUAAUCAGAAAACAGUAAACAGCGAGAGCACAGCUUUGCAUGUAACAGCAACAAAAAACCAACACGAAGAGGCCCAGGUCCUGCUAGAUACACAUAAAUGUGAUUAUAAUGCUAAAAAUAAGCAUGACAAGACAGCGUACGAUGUAGCGGAGGAAGAGGAGUGUCAGGAAGUAAUGGACGUCAUAGAAAACCACAGACGUAAUGUCCGCCAAAGAAUGCAGAAGGCGGCCAAAGCAUCAACUUGUACAAUACUUUAAUAACUGCAUUUCAAUAAACGAUGUUCAUAAGAAAAAUACGGCAUUUAUCGACAGUCUAGUGGAUAGUAGUUUUACACGUAAUAGAUAUCAGUUCACCUUCAAUGUGACCAGAAUACAAAUCGUUGUUGUCAACUUGACAUUAUUUUGCAAAGAACUAUUUUGACACUUGAAAUUCGAAAUUGGCCUAAUUAAAAUGAAUUUUGAUGAGUGAUAUUCUUUAAACAAGUCAAAGGUCAAAUAUUUCUAUACAAGAGGUAAAGUUUGCUUAAGUAAGUCAUAUUUUUUGAUGUGCUUAAAUAAGUCAUAUUAUUUAAUAUGCGGAAGUAAGUCAUAUUAUUUGAUAUGCGGAAGUAAGUCAUAUUAUUUGAUAUGCGGAAGUAAGUCAUAUUAUUAAAUAUGCUUCAGUAAGCCAUGUUAAGGAUUAUACUUAAAUUAUUCAAAAUAUUGGAUAUGCUUUAGUAAGUCAUAAUAUUGGAUAUGCUUUAGUAAGUCAUAAUAUUAGCUAUGCUUUAGUAAGUCAUAAUUAAUAUUGAAUCUAUGCUAAAGGAAGUUAUAUCAUUGAAUAUGCUUAGUAAAACAAGACGUUGUUUGAAACUUGUUUUUUAGCAAAUUAUGUAAGAAAUGGCUGGUCCGUUACUGAUUUUAUUUUAUUUUUCUCUGCUUACUAAUAAUAUACAUGCACUACUAUUUGUAUCAUAAAUGAAAGAGGUGAGAUGGAAGGAUGGGAGAAAGAGCGACAGUACAAGUGUCGGUUACGUUAUGCUGACCCAUAGGAUCAAACGGUGCCGUGUCAUUUUAUUGAAUGUUUACAUAUGUGAAACACUUUCAAACGAUAUUAAACCAUAACUUUUACAAUUAAAAAGAAAAACUUUUUGUUGUUAAGUACCCUUCCUGUUUGGUGUCGGAUGGUU
This is a messenger RNA of Ruditapes philippinarum (Manila clam), 1269 nucleotides long. RefSeq lists its product as uncharacterized. Gene Ontology annotation, molecular function: protein binding. The transcript is spliced from 3 exons. The record is from RefSeq and is a predicted model, not a curated record. Lineage: Eukaryota; Metazoa; Mollusca; Bivalvia; Venerida; Veneridae. The coding region runs from base 41 to 358 and encodes 105 amino acids.